Messenger RNA from Otolemur garnettii (small-eared galago), 1975 nucleotides. It is a transcript of the gene VAMP4, whose product is annotated as vesicle associated membrane protein 4. Bases 240 to 623 code for a protein of 127 amino acids. The record is from RefSeq and is a predicted model, not a curated record. Lineage: Eukaryota; Metazoa; Chordata; Mammalia; Primates; Galagidae. Gene Ontology annotation, biological process: vesicle-mediated transport; Golgi ribbon formation. The transcript is spliced from 7 exons. Gene Ontology annotation, cellular component: membrane.
CUGGCGCCAGGCCGCGGAGCGCCGAUUAGCUCGAUGAGCGGGGGCGCAGCUGCGGUGCUGCGACCGACGCGGGGUCCGCGGCCUCUGUCUCCCCCUCCCAGCCUUUCCCCCCGGCCUCCGGCUCUUUCCCCCGCCCGUCUGGCACCGUCCGCCCGGGAGAGCUGCCGGGAGUUCCCCUGAGCCACAGGUGCUGAAUACUUAUUUUGCUGGGAAGCAGAAAAAUACUUGGGGAGUAAAAUAUGCCCCCCAAGUUCAAGCGCCACUUAAAUGAUGAUGAUGUCACUGGUUCUGUGAAAAGUGAAAGAUUCAGAAGAGGACCAUCUGGACCAAGAUUUGGACCUAGAAAUGAUAAAAUUAAGCAUGUUCAGAAUCAGGUGGAUGAAGUUAUUGAUGUUAUGCAAGAAAAUAUUACAAAGGUAAUUGAGAGAGGGGAGAGACUAGAUGAACUUCAGGACAAAUCAGAAAGCUUAUCGGAUAAUGCAACUGCUUUUAGCAACAGAUCCAAACAACUUCGAAGGCAAAUGUGGUGGCGUGGUUGCAAAAUAAAAGCCAUCAUGGCUUUGGUUGCAGGUAUCCUUUUGCUAGUGAUUAUCAUUCUUAUAGUUGUGAAAUAUCAUACUUGAUUUGAUGACAGAGAUCUUCAUUAAACAAGAUCUGGGACAAUAAUAAUAAAAGAUUGCUGCAUAAUUUAAGUGAAACCUAUGUAUAUAACUUUCAAAACUUCAUUUUCAAGAAACUAAGAGGCAAGUAUCACUUCAAAUUGGAACAUUGAGAAUGUCCAAUUAUCUUCUUCUAACAAAAUUUUCUUUUAAUAAUUAUGUUUAAGGUGAAGAUAACCAACCUCUAUUUUGCCAUAUUCCAAGGAUCUAAUUUGAAACUAGAUACUUGCCUGUCAUAAUUUGUGUAUAUAGCUAAUGAACACUAAUGACAAUAUUUCAUACUAGUAUUUUAAUGGCAUAAGGACUUGGUAUUACUGCAUUAAGGUUCAGGCGAGGCUGGGGUCAGGAAAGCUAUGAAGGUACCAAGUCAUUAUGCUGAAAGAGAUGCGUAACUAUUCUGUCAGUAUUUGCAAAAAUAUUCUUUUUGUAUUACAGUUGCUUUGCAAGCAAUUCCUACAUGUUCGUGGGUAUAACAAAAGUACUAACUGUUGUAAAUGAUGCUGCCUUCAGCUAUAACUGAAAACAUUCCAGUAAAUCUGUUUUUGGCUGUAUAAGGAAAUGUGUAGUAAUUUUUUGUCAUUUGGAUUAUGGAAAUGGGAAAUUUAAACAGUGUGAAAAGACAAUAUGGUACCAUAAAACUGGAGAUAAUAAAAUUAUUGAAGAAUGUUAUUGGAGUGCUUGAAAAUGACCAAUAUUUAGCUACCAGUUAUGACCCAGUCUGUUUUCAGUUAAAUUCCACUAAGAAGGGACCAGUCAGUCCUGAUGUGAAUAAAUGAAACCUAUAGGGAACUUAUUCUUCAGUUUUAUUUUCAUUAAUACUUCAACCAUGCCUUUUACCAAAAGUGCUCAAAGUAGCAAAAUCAUCUGCUUUGAAUUUUCUGUGGUUGUAUUCUCUGGUCAUUUGGGGGGACGUGCUUGUUGUACAACCAAGUGUCAGAUCAGUAAUGAGUAGUGAAACAUCAGGAGCCUCGUAAUGUGCACACGGGCCACUCAGCCAGUGACCGAGUGCUCGAGAGUCACCGUUAUCUCAGCCUGUUUUACACUGGGAAAGGUGGUAACUUUAGGAAGUGCCAAUCUCCUUGUGUUGUUUAAGCAAGUCAAAAUAAAAAUACAUUGUCACUAGUGUGUAAGGGGAGGAGAAAUUAAAAUUGGUGAGUCCGUAGAAACUUCCGCUCAUGGACAUCUUGAGACUAUGAGUGUGUGUGUGUAUAACUCCCUGAAUUAGAAAUAGGGUUAAUAGGAAUUAGCAAUAUUUAACGGGGGAAAAUGAUUCUGUAAAGGUUUCAUUGCUUUGGUCAUUUUUUUUGUUGUUGUUU